Molecule: messenger RNA, 4776 nt
Organism: Chlorocebus sabaeus (green monkey)
Lineage: Eukaryota; Metazoa; Chordata; Mammalia; Primates; Cercopithecidae
Gene: CHN2
Product: chimerin 2
Biological process (GO): signal transduction; positive regulation of GTPase activity; regulation of small GTPase mediated signal transduction
Molecular function (GO): GTPase activator activity
Source: RefSeq, a predicted model, not a curated record
UUAGCAAGCUGUAUUUUUAAAAAAUGGACCUUAAUGGGAAGACAUACUGGGAUAGCAUCCUGGAGGGAAUUUUUUUUUUUUUUUUUAAGUUCUAAUCAACUAGAAAACGUGACGUGGGUGCGUACUGUGAUUAUUUAACAUUCAUUAUUCACUGUAUGUUAGGUGCUUGGUUGAUGUGAAUCCCCAGGGCCUAGCUGCUGUUCUGUGUCACUCCUGAUAAUUUUAAAAUUGACUAUGUUCUUUUAACCAUGUUUUAAAAAGUUGAACUACCCCAAUGUGAACACUUUCCAUUUUUGCUAUAUAAUGAGAGUAUUUUCAUUCCUUUAAUGCUUGCUUUUCCCUUUGAUCUAACAAUUUCUCUUCAAAUUUCACAGUUUUCUAUUGCUUUAGGAUUGAAAGAACAGAUUAGCCCGCUGGGAGCGUGAAACAGAUUUUUAAAAAAUCUGCAUGAUAUUUCCUCCCAGUGAAAUUAAUUUAGGUUUAAACACAGGGGGAAGGGGCACACCUUGUCCUCGAGUCUCUUUCUGUCAUACACCUGAGCAGUUCCUAUCCUGAAAGGGCACAGUCGGACUUGCUGCUAAGUCUUAAGUCUUUUGUGAGAAUCUUUUUUGCAAGGCACAGUAGGAGAACCUUUUUCUCUUUAACACCCGGCUUUGUGUGGGCCUGAUGACACGUUUGGACGGCUCUAUUUCUUUGAAGGCCAACCUCAGAGGCCCAUGGACGCGUCGGGCACUGUCCGUGGCUGGGUUACUUAAGUGUAGCUGGGUUGGCUUCCCGGGUGUUUUAGGAAACGCACCUUCUUGCAGGGCAGGGGCCGUCAGCUCCAGAGCAACAAAGGAUAAUUUGGAGGGGAGUGGAAGGAGCGCUCCACAGUGGCUCUGUCAUCCCAGGUUCCCUUCUGCCUAGCACGGUGGCCCUAGUGAUCCCGCCUUCGCCCUCUGGAUCCCCCACCCCCACUGUCUCGCUGCUCCAGAGCCCAGCGGGGCGCGGCGAGCCCCACCACCUUCCCCCACACCCUCCCUCCCCAUCCCCUUCAAACCCUACGAGCAGCGCUGCGCGCCGCAGCCGCGCUCGCCCCGCGCCCCGCGCCGGCCUCCCCAGCACCCCGGGGACCCGGUCCCCCGUCUCGCCUCCCCGUGUCCAGCAGUUCACAGCCUCCCCCUCCAGCCCCACUGGCGGGAGCUGUCAAGCCCGCGGUAGCCGAACCAGCCCCAGUGCGCCCGCGUCUCCUCUCCUUCCUUUGUGUGUGCGCGAGCGGAGUUGGGGCGGAGGGAGAGGGGGAGGUCGCUCUGUCUGUCCGUCUCCCGCCGCCUCUGCCCGGGCUACUCGAAGUGCGGCCGGAGAGGCGGGAGCCCAGGAGAGGGUGCGGGAGCUGGCGGGGCGGCUCGGGGCCGCCGGGACGCCCUGGUCCUAGUCGCGCACAGGGUAGCGCGGCCGGCAGAGGGGCUCGGCGGGAGCCGAGAUCCGCCCGUCCCGGCCGCCCCUCGGCCUCCCUCUGCUCCCACCUACCCCCUGACACCCGGAGAAAAGCGUGCAAAGGCGCGGAGCGGGACGGAAACCACAAAUAAAUAGCGGCGGCGGCAGCGCGUCAUCUGGUGGAGCAGGAAGUGCAGGCAGAGUCCGGAGGCUGGUGCUUUCUGCGCGUCCCCAGGACUUUGCCAUGGGCUGGGGGCCGCGGAGGCUGCGAGCGGCCGGGCGAGGGCAGCGGCUGCGGCGCCCGCACCGGGGCUGAGCGAGCAGCGACGCGAGGGGCGCGCGGAGAUGGCAGCGUCCAGCAACUCCAGCCUGUCCGGCUCUUCGGUGUCCUCCGAUGCUGAAGAAUACCAGCCUCCAAUAUGGAAAUCAUACCUAUAUCAGUUACAGCAAGAGGCACCUCGUCCCAAGAGAAUCAUUUGUCCUCGGGAGGUGGAAAACAGACCAAAAUAUUAUGGAAGAGAGUUUCAUGGGAUCAUCUCUCGGGAGCAGGCGGAUGAGCUUCUCGGAGGCGUGGAGGGUGCCUACAUCCUUAGAGAAAGCCAGCGGCAACCAGGAUGCUACACGCUGGCUCUCAGGUUUGGAAACCAGACCUUAAACUACAGGCUUUUCCACGACGGGAAACACUUUGUGGGCGAGAAGAGGUUUGAGUCGAUUCACGAUCUGGUGACAGAUGGCUUGAUAACACUGUACAUAGAAACAAAAGCUGCCGAGUACAUUUCAAAAAUGACAACUAACCCCAUCUACGAACACAUUGGAUAUGCCACCCUACUCAGAGAAAAAGUAUCCAGAAAGCUGAGCAAGUCUAAAAACGAACCAAGAAAAACAAACGUCACACACGAAGAACACACGGCGGUGGACAAGAUCUCCUCCCUGGUUCGAAGGGCAGCCCUCACACACAACGACAACCACUUCAACUAUGAGAAGACACACAACUUUAAGGUCCACACGUUCCGAGGCCCACAUUGGUGUGAAUAUUGUGCCAAUUUCAUGUGGGGGCUCAUCGCCCAAGGGGUCCGGUGCUCAGACUGUGGAUUGAACGUACACAAACAGUGUUCCAAGCACGUUCCCAAUGACUGCCAACCUGAUCUCAAGAGGAUCAAGAAAGUAUACUGUUGUGACCUCACAACACUUGUGAAGGCUCACAACACUCAGAGACCCAUGGUGGUGGACAUAUGCAUUCGGGAAAUUGAAGCAAGAGGAUUAAAAUCGGAAGGCCUUUACAGAGUCUCUGGGUUCACUGAACACAUUGAAGAUGUCAAAAUGGCAUUUGACAGAGAUGGUGAAAAGGCCGAUAUAUCUGCCAAUGUCUAUCCAGACAUAAACAUCAUCACUGGAGCCCUUAAACUGUAUUUCAGAGACUUACCCAUCCCUGUCAUCACAUAUGAUACCUACUCCAAAUUUAUAGAUGCAGCAAAAAUCUCCAAUGCAGAUGAGAGGCUGGAAGCCGUCCAUGAAGUGCUGAUGCUGCUGCCUCCUGCCCACUAUGAAACCCUCCGGUACCUAAUGAUCCACCUCAAAAAGGUUACUAUGAAUGAAAAAGACAAUUUCAUGAAUGCAGAAAAUCUGGGGAUCGUGUUUGGGCCCACUCUGAUGAGGCCCCCUGAGGACAGCACCCUUACCACCCUGCAUGAUAUGCGGUACCAAAAGCUGAUUGUGCAGAUUUUAAUAGAAAACGAAGACGUUUUAUUCUAAUCCAUCAGGGAAAUGAGUUGAAUGGCCUCAGCCCCAUCCAAGUUGACAAAGCUAAAGGAAUAAAAACUUUUCUUACCACUUGAUUUGUUUUCCAAACAAGUGCUAGAAUUUGCUGGACCGCAGAGGAUCGCUGAGUGGGGUACUGUGUCUCACAGACAUGCGCCACCUCCACGUGAGAACAAGGGUGAAGGUGAGGGAAGCUCCCUCGCCUUGGGUCUUUUGCUGUGCCUCCUAUGUAUGUCUGGUUUGCUGGAAGAGUGAUUAAUACAUCUUUAAUUUAUUAAAAACAAUGUAGACCUUUAAAUUUCAGUCUUAUUGGUAAUAAAAGGGAACUUAAUUCAUAAAGGUACUUGAUACAGUUAUACAUUUUCCACUUACAAAAAGAAGACAAUUCUGUUCAAUGUUCAAUGAAACCUAUAUCAUAAAACGUAUUUUUAUUUUAGCCACAAGAAUGUUAUUUUUAGCAAAUAGAACUCAAUGCAGUGCAUUGGUUAUUACCCUGUGUACCUUGUCCCUCAUUUUGCUGUGACACCCUGAAAAAGCUGACCACGAAUGCAGUAUUAUCUCGACAUACCUCUGUCCUCCUCAGUGCUUUUCAAUGAAAUUUCACCUGCCCCUUGUGUUCCUGCUUUUAACAGUUUUUGCUCUUAAGCACUGGCAUUCUUCUAUUGUAUGGUAUAUAUUUAUAGCAAUUGUAGGAUGGUCUGAAAUGUCCACCAAUUUUCUUUUCAUACAAAUUUUGUGAAUUCCCAAAGUAUGCUUUGGAAUUGCUCAUAGUCUUUUCGUAUCAUGAGUGUGUAUCCCAGAAGAUACAGAAUGCGGUCAUUGUACCUGAAAUUAUUUGAGAACACUGGAUGUAUCUGGUCUGUGUAAAAAGUUAGCACUUUCCCUCUUUUCUUCCCGGCCAAGCCCUCUGAAUUCAUCUGUUAAUAUCAAAUUGUAUUUUUGCCACAUUUCUGUAUUGGUGAAAAGCGAAUCUGCAGAAUUGUCAAUGUUUUUCAUUUUUGUUCUAGAAACCUAUUUUUUAAAGUGAGAAUAAGGUUGGUUUUUACCAAAUAUUUGUUCCUCCUUGACAAAAGUAGCUCUGUGUGGAUAAUUCAAUAUGAUUUUAUUACUAUAGUUCCAUUCUCUUGGUUAUAUUUAUCUUAGCAUGAGCCUUUCACACCAAGAUUUCUAUAUUUUGUAACAUAGGUGAAAUAUUUAAAACAUCAAAAACUGUAAAUCUAGAUUUUUAAAAAAUCCAACCACAAUGUCUUUUCCUUUGAUUGAGAUGAUUUGUGUAAACUCACCAAUCAUGCUUUGGAGUGAGCAGAAGAGAAUGACUGUGUUACGUGGAGCAUCACCGUGUGACUGUUGACCUGAACAGUCCCAAGGGCUAUGCAGAUGGACUCCAUUGGCACACGGAGGUCAGAAUGGUUUGACCUCUUCCCUGCUAUUAUCCCUCCUCCCAACUGUACAGCUUUGUUUGUUGUAGUUUAUGUACUUCUUGAUACUGUCAAAAAAUUAUCUGGAAAUGGUUUUAUUUUGUGAAGUGAACAAUACUUUGUAAUUUAUGAUAGUGUAAAUGGAAGGCAAAGCAUCACAUGUAUUAAAUUCUUCUGUCUAUUA